Molecule: messenger RNA, 1982 nt
Organism: Liolophura sinensis
Lineage: Eukaryota; Metazoa; Mollusca; Polyplacophora; Chitonida; Chitonidae
Product: sphingosine kinase 2-like
Biological process (GO): sphingosine biosynthetic process; phosphorylation
Cellular component (GO): membrane; intracellular membrane-bounded organelle; cytoplasm
Source: RefSeq, a predicted model, not a curated record
AUGGGGAUAAAAUCCUGUGCUCCUGUGAGCCAUGGGAAACUCAAGGUAUUGGUGAACCCACACAGUGGUCCUGGCAAAGCCUUGCAGAUUUUCCAGAAACAAGUUAUACCCAUGUUGGAUGAGGCAGAGAUAAAGUAUGAUUUAAUUACAACAGAGUAUGCUGGCCAUGCCAAGGACCUGGUGGGGACCAUGGAUCUGUCUGAGUGCUAUGCUGUAGUGAUUGUGUCGGGAGAUGGACUAGUGUAUGAGGUUAUCAAUGGGUUCAUGGCAAGAACUGAUUGGGAUAAAGCUAUUAAAAUGCCUCUUGGAGUUUUACCAGGAGGUUGAAAUGCCCUGUGUUGUUCCAUUAACUACUCAGCUGGUGAACCAAUGACUGAAAAUAUCGUUCUGCAUUCCACAUUCAUUCUGAUAAAACACAGAGUACUCCCUAUGGAUCUUGUCUCUAUUGAGACACCCAAAGAAAAGGUGUACUCUUUUUUAUCCACAUGUAUUGGCUUUAUUGCUGAUGUGGAUUAUGAGAGUGAAAAAUACAGAAGUCUUGGUGGUGCUAGAUUCACACUGGGUGCGCUAAAACGAAUUAUGGGACUGAAGACCUACAGGAUGAGAGUUUCCUACCUCCCUAUAGCAGAAUAUGAACAAAGUCAGCCCAAUGGCCAGCCUGCUGGAGAGAAGGUGCUAAGAAAAAUCAGGAGUUUUUCACUGAAAAGUAAAACAGAUAGUUUAAAUGCCAUUGAUUCGAAUGGGGUGAUUGGGCCAGACAUGGUGGGCGACAAACUACGAUCAUACUCUGUCCCAGGUGAAGGGCUAGAGGGUCUGCAGGAUCUACAGGCAGGGAAAGAAUCAGAGGUUGGUAGUAGAGACAGGAGCCAGUCUGAACACAAUACCAUUAACCUUCAGACUGAGGAGCAACUGUUCUCUAGUCUGCUACAGGAUAGUCCAGGUACUGAAAGUCAGACAGAGGAUUCUGGGGACAUGAAACCUGGCGAUGUACCUCAGGCAAAGAUGAGUGCUUCUGAGGAUAGUCUCUUCAGUGAUAACGGCAUCAUCCGGGAGAAUGUGACUGCUGUGAAGACAGGCGACGCUCCAGUCCCCACCCCACUUGUUCCGCCUCUAUCUGAGCCUGUCCCAGACAACUGGGUGACGGUGGAGGACGAGUUUAUUACAGUAGCAGCCGUGUAUCAGAGUCACCUGUCUAAUGACUGUAUGAUGGCCCCACAGGGGCGCCUCAGUGAGGGCUUUGUGUACCUGACAUUAUUGAGGAAGGCCGGGGUGACACGGGGCACCUUGCUCAAUCUCUUCUCCUCCAUGGCAGAAGGAGCUCAUGUGGACUCUCCCCAUGUGGAGACCAUUAGGGCUCUGGCGUUCCGUAUAGAGCCCCUUUGUAAGGAAGGUGUCAUAAUGGUGGAUGGAGAGAUGAUAGAGUUUGGGCCCCUCCAGGGACAUAUACUGCCCCAGCUGGCCAGAAUCCUGGCCAUUCGAUGACCAAACAGUGUAAAUAUUAUAAUAGAAGAGUGAAGUGGUGUGGAAACCAACAUCAGCUGUAAAGAUAUGACAUUUGUGCGUGCCUUUAAUUUGUAGAGAAUAUCAGAAAAUUUUUUUGAUAUCAUGUAAUUUAUUCCACAUACUAAGUCUUCCUCAGAGAUGGUUAGAGUGACCAUUCCAUUUUAUUGCGAAAUUUUCACUAUUUUUAUACUCCUAGAUUAGAAAGCAUUUAUCAAGAUGAUAUAUAAGUGCAAGACUUCUGUGGGAAAUCUAAAGUCCCAAGGAAGAGAAUGACACUAAGCGCUUUGGGAUGUGUCUCAAUCAGAAUCAUCAGAAUCAAAUACGUAUACAGUGGAUUUUUAUUAAAUUACCAUGUCAGAUUUUCACCGGGUUUAGUGUUUGUGUUUCCUGUGAUUUGUGUAUGACUAUAUAUAUGUACUACUGUAAAGUAAUUAUUAUUCGCUGGGAUUUAUUUUCGCGGAUUUUCUCCAAAAAUGUGU